GGCAGAUUCAUCGGAAACCCCUCACUUUCGGUGACGAUUUCACAGUAUAUGGUCAGUCUUCGCCGGCGAAAGAUCCGAGCAGGCGAAGCAGUAAUGAGUGCUCGCGCGAUGGAUGAACCUACCAUGAAGAGGCUCUGGGAAUUUGCAUGGUCCACAGACCGAAAAGAAUUUGGCCCGAUCUCACGCAAACGAAAGGCAGAAAAUCCUUCUGAAUGGGCUGGAUUUUUACUCCGUGAGAUGCUUUAUUUACUCUACCUUCUCUCCAUGCUUUGCCUGCUCCGCUAUGACGAAGCAUUGCGGAUCACCUGGGCCGAUGUCACAUUCCAGGUCAGCUACCAACCUGCACAGUUUCGAGUGAAGCUAGAAUUACCAUUUCGAAAGACACAUCAGUAUGGAGGCAUAGCCCCAUUUUACAUCUACGCUGAUCCUGACCGACCGUGGAUGUGCUUGCUGCGAGCAUUCGCUAUCUGG
Suillus fuscotomentosus is the source of this 471-nucleotide messenger RNA. RefSeq lists its product as uncharacterized. The annotation marks the transcript as partial. The record is from RefSeq and is a predicted model, not a curated record. NCBI's taxonomy places the organism in Eukaryota, Fungi, Basidiomycota, Agaricomycetes, Boletales, Suillaceae. The transcript is spliced from 4 exons.